UGUUUAUAUUUUACUUAAGGAGCUAUGUUUAUUAUUGUGAAAUGAGUUUUUGAAGUUUGUUUUUUUCGUUAUUGGACAUUACAAAAAAAAAAGCAUCAAAAUGAUGUCAAGCUGCAGAUUGGAAAAUUCUGCUGGUCCAAACACUGCAGCUCCCCAACAUGGGAUUAUGAAUUCUAAGGAAAAGGAAAAGUAUAUUGAAGAAUAUGACUUUCCAUAUUGUGAUGAGGCAUCCAAGUAUGUCAAGAUCACCAAAAUUGGACAAGGUACAUUUGGUGAAGUUUUUAAAGCUCAAGAAAAGAAUGGAUCUAAAAAACUUGUGGCAAUGAAAAAAGUUCUCAUGGAAAAUGAAAAGGAAGGGUUUCCAAUCACUGCAUUAAGAGAGAUAAGGAUUUUGCAACUCUUGAAACACGAAAAUGUUGUGAAUCUUAUUGAAAUUUGCAGAACAAAAGCUAAUCAUUACAACAGAUACCGGUCCACAUUUUAUUUAAUAUUUGAUUUCUGUGAUCAUGAUCUAGCUGGACUUCUUUCAAAUGUAAAUGUUAAAUUCAGUUUGGGUGAAAUAAAAAAGGUGGUUCAACAACUACUGAAUGGACUUUACUAUAUUCAUAGUAAUAAGAUUUUGCAUCGUGAUAUGAAAGCUGCCAAUGUUUUAAUAACGCGCCAAGGAAUUUUGAAGUUGGCUGAUUUUGGUCUUGCACGAGCGUUCAGCCAAACAAAAAAUGGCCAAGUGAACAGGUAUACUAAUCGUGUUGUGACCUUAUGGUAUAGACCACCUGAGUUACUUUUAGGCGAUCGAAAUUAUGGACCACCAGUUGAUUUAUGGGGAGCUGGUUGCAUAAUGGCUGAAAUGUGGACGAGGAGCCCAAUUAUGCAAGGAAACACUGAACCGCAACAACUAUCCCUCAUCAGUCAGCUUUGUGGUUCGAUUACGCCUGAUGUCUGGCCUGGAGUCGAAUCAUUGGAAUUAUAUAAUAAAAUUGAACUUUCAAGAGGGCAAAAACGAAAAGUAAAAGAAAGGUUGAAGCCUUACGUCAAAGAUCCUUAUGCCUGUGAUCUUUUAGACAAGUUAUUGGUGUUGGAUCCUCAGAAGCGGUGCGAUGCUGAUUCAGCUCUUAACCAUGAUUUCUUCUGGACUGAGCCAAUGCCCUGUGACUUAUCCAAAAUGCUAGCUCAACAUGCUCAGAGUAUGUUUGAAUACCUAACGCCUCCGAGGAGAGCUGGUAACAUGCGACAUCACCAUCCAGGACCAGGUCCAGGUCCUAAACCUUCCACCAUUGUAGACACUGGUUAUCAGGAUAGGGUUUUCUGAGCCUAGCCAAAUUGGCGUCAAUUCCGCCAUUCACCAUUAUAAUCACAACUCUUCAUAUGAUUACUGAAGUCAAAAUUAAAAAAAAAAUGUGUUUUAUACAUCGUUAUGACUGACUGAGUAAUUUUGAGUUACUUAAAUGCAUAAGAAAUUUGGAAGUUUCCUGUUAAAAAAGAAGAAAUUUAUGACUGAUUUAUUAAUUAGUUAUGAGAUGUAAAAUAAUUAUUUAUAAAUAUCUUACAUUAUAGUUAUUUCAUUGUGUACAUUUGUAAAGACUUAAUCCUGUAAACUACUAUUGUUGAAAGUACAAGUAGGUGAUUAUUUAUUUACCAACUCUAUGUUGUGUGUCCUUAAUAGCUUUUAAGCUGAGGUUAAGUAUGAUGAAAUUAUAACCUAUGUAUUUUGAAGAUAUUUAUAUUAUCACAAAUUUUAUACUUGUUAAUUUUUAUUUUAUUAAUUUAUUGAGGAAUUACUGAAUUUCAGAAAACGGAAGUUCAUCAAUUUCAUAUAUUUGAAAUAUUGAGAACUGUGAACUAAGAAUUUUUAAUUUUGAUGAAUUAUUAGUUUCAUUUAACAGAUAGUUUACAUAUCUCACAAUAAUUUUGAGGCCACAUUUACUCUAUUUUUAUGUUGCAAAAAAUUUUAGAUUAUUCUUGUUUGUAAUAAUUCAUUUAUGAGUUUGAAUUAGCAACUAACCUAAGCACCUUAUUUAACUAUAUUAUUUGUACUAUUGAAAACAUGCUCAUAUAUACAUAUAUUAUUUGUAUAUACUGUAAAGCACAUUAUAUACUUCAAAAUAUUCAUUCACUGCUUGGGAAUAACACAAUACUUGAAAUGUGGAAAGAAUAUCUUAAUCUGUAUCUAGAAUAGAUACAGAAUGUAUUUAAGUUUUUUAAGAAUCUUGCAUUAUUACAAUAACAUUAAAAGCAAAAAAAAUUUCUCAUGCGCAAAAUCUGAUGUUUUUGUUCAUAUUGCUCUUUAAAAGGCUAUAACUUUUUUUGGAUUUGUUUCAUUACACAUCAUAUUGUUUUCUUCUGGAAAUUAAUUCUAUUUUCUAGAAAAAUAAUAUUGUGUCUAUGUUUCUCAUCACUGUUCGAACACACAUUCUUCAGAUUUUGAAGUGGUUCAUCUCAUUCUAGUACCUAAUAAAAUUUCUGUAGUUUUUACUCCACAUCAUAUAUCCUAUUUGAAUUAGAUUCUCUUCCCCUUUGAUUCUAGGAAAUUAGUUCUUGAAUUACUGUUUAGGAACAUUAAUUAGGAGACCAUCAUCGUAGAACAGUAUUAGUUAUUGAUUGCAAAAAAGUUGAGGUCUAUUAAGGAGCAAUAGUGAGGAAAAAAAAUCAGAUAUGGUAUGCAUUGAUAAUUGAAUAGCGUUUUCUUCUCCAUUUAUCUAUCUUUUUAAUUAAAUUGAAAGGGUAUAUAUUUUUAUAGAAGUUGUUUGUUGAAAGUUUAAUAUUCUGGUAGUGGUAUUUAUCGAAAAAUGCAAGGGUCUUCUUUUGUUUUCAUCGUAUAUAAAAAUAAAAUAUAUUUUCAAUUUGUCAGUAAUAUGUAUAUUUAAACUUACUAAAUCCAUUAAGUUUUAUCGUCAGUAUUUUGUGAC
Molecule: messenger RNA, 2906 nt
Organism: Nezara viridula (southern green stink bug)
Lineage: Eukaryota; Metazoa; Arthropoda; Insecta; Hemiptera; Pentatomidae
Source: the annotation of a GenBank genome assembly